Messenger RNA from Pimephales promelas (fathead minnow), 3358 nucleotides. The record is from RefSeq and is a predicted model, not a curated record. Lineage: Eukaryota; Metazoa; Chordata; Actinopteri; Cypriniformes; Leuciscidae.
CCUUUAUUUGCUUCCCUAUUUCUCCUGUUGUCUUCAGUCCUGUGGUGGUUUGUCUUCGUAUGUACACGGGGUGUUUCCCUGCUGUGUCUAGUCUAGUCGUUCAAAUCAGUUUUGUUUUUCCCCUCGGUAGUGAUGGCAAAAUGGGGCUUCCUGAACCACUGAGACCUCGUAGCCCAUUGCUUCACCCAAAGGUUCAUUACUCUAAGCUUCAUUCAGCAUUGAUAUUAAUAUUGAACCUUCUGGACCAAUGACCUGACUAGACAUUUGUCCAUUGCCUGGGUAUCAAAUGAAAUGUUUCUUUCUCUGUCUGAAUUGACAUGUUUACUUGUAAUUUACAGAGACUACUGUCACACACAGUUAAUUAAUUAUUCAUAAAUUGUUUGGAUAGUGACAGUAUGAACAAUAAAAGUGACCCAGUGUUGAGUGCAGUGCUUCUGGUGGAGGGAGUGUAAAGUGUGGGCUGAGAAAGGCUAAGAUUUGUUGCUGGCGGGGUUUGUACAGUGAACUGUUUUAGUGCAGUGUUGUGCUUAUGGGUCUGCGGAUAUAGAGGAACAAACUGCAACACUGCAGUCUGGGGUGGGUGAAGGAAGGGUUACGCAUUAUUUUUAUUGAGGAACAGAAUUUUAUCAAGUGUGUUGGGGCUUAGAUGAUUCCUCUUCCUCUCCAGCCUUGGAAAAGAUCCUUUUGCAUGGAACAGAGGAUGCGGGGAACAUAAAAAUGCCUGUGUCAGCUGGUGUAUAUGAGGAUACUGAUGUUUAUGUUGAGCCCAGUAUACCAGUGGAUCCUCAGAUCUUGUGAGAUUCACUUCUGAUGAAUAUCGGUCCGCUUCUACAGUUGCAUUCGAGCUCCUUCUAAAAGUGCAUCAGGCGACCCAGUUGUUGUUGCAUUUAUAUUACUGCUGUGCUAUGUGUGUGUUGCAUUUUAAUUCUGAAUGUGAUGGGUGUUAUAGUUAAAGUACUUUACUGUUGAGUAGUUUACUCAAUGCAUCAUACUGUAAAAGACGUUUUUGCAGUGUUGCUGUCCUGUGUGAGAGAAAAAAAAUCCUCAUUACUUCACAUUUGUACGUGAAUACUUAACGAAUGUACUACUUGCUUAUACAGUCAAUCAUUCACUAAUGAACAAAUUUGGUUCAGUGGAAGAUUCUUGCCACCUACUGGAAAACAAACACUUUUACAAAUAGAAUUUUACAAGUACAGCCUUUAGAUGGCAGCAGAGCAUCACUCGACGGCUCCGCACGGGCUUAAGCCUUGCUGUGUGUUUACUGUGUGGCUCUAACGUGUGUAUUGUGUUUGUAGGUGGUGUGUUGAGUUUUGUGAGCUCUUUAUGAUGUGUGUAUUGUGUUUAUAGGUGGCGUGUUGAGUUUUGUGAGCUCUUUAUGAUGUGUGUAUUGUGUUUGUAGGUGGUGUUGAGUUUUGUGAGCUCUUUAUGAUGUGUGUAUUGUGUUUGUAGGUGGUGUGUUGAAGUGAGGAGGACACCGUGAGAAUGGCCACGCCACAGACUUCCAGACAGAGCAGCUACUCCUCAAUCUCUGGCAAAAUCAGGUGUGUGAUACAGGUGGACUCUGUGCAGCGCUGGAUGGAGGACUUGCGUCACAUGACGGAGGUGGAGUGCAUGUGUGUCCUGCAGUCCAAGCCCCUCGGUGUGGAUGAAGACGCCCCAGGGGAGCUCAUCGUGUCGGUGGGCGAGCAGGUGACCCGGGAUAACCUGCAGGCGCUGCUGAAGAGGGCGCUGGUGGUCAGCACGGAGCUGGGCAAGAUGUUCCAGCGGCUGGAGAAGCGGCGCUGGCAGCGGGUCCACAGCACGGCCCUCAGGGUCAGCGCUCACGUGCGCUCGCUCAUCCAGGAGUACAGCACGGCCAGGAGCGCUCCUGCAGACAUGCAGAAGUAUGAGAAAUCGCUGCUGGAGAAGUGCAUGGAGCUCAACGUCAUUACCGAGAGGUGUCUUCAUACGGAGGACGAAUACUUCCUCAAAUCCAUGAAGGAGGCCAUUCACGAGAUCCUGACUGACGUCAGCGACUCCUUCAGCCAUAUGAUUGACAUGGCACUGGCCAAUGAGAUUCAGAUUCUGAUCCAUCAGAUUGAGGAUUCGGAUAAUGUUUUUGCCAUCAGCACUGCCAUCAGUAACCUGCUGUCUCUAACACAGGACGGGCCGCAGCUCUGCAGCAUCAUCGCUAAAGAGGGCGCUGUGGUGGCGUUGCUGAAGAUCUGCCGGCAGGACUGCUUCAGCUCUCUGUAUGCACACGCGCUCAGGACUCUCGCCUCUAUCUGCUGUGUGGAAGACGGCAUCAGCCAGCUGGAAGAGGUGGACGGGAUCCUGUGUCUGGCAGAGAUCCUGACAGACGGCGAGUGUGCGGAGGCGACGCGAGCGGAGGCGGCGGCGGUCAUGGCUCAGAUCACCUCUCCUCAUCACAGCUCCACAAAACACCUCGCCAGCUUCCUGGAGAGCAUGCAGGACAUCGUCACAGCCCUCAUCAGUCUGUGUGCGAGCGCGUCCUGUGGUGAAGUGUUCCUGCUGGCCUCGGCAGCGCUGGCCAACAUCACGUUCUUCGACAGCAUGGCCUGUGAGAUCCUCCUGCAGCUCAACGCCGUUCCCAUCCUUCUGCAGGCCUGCAGAGACCGCCAGCGCGUCGACACGCCGUACUCCAAAGACCAGGUUGUGACCAUCCUUGCGAAUCUGUCCGUUCUGGAGCAAUGCUCUGUAGAUGUUCUCGAGGAGAAGGGAGUGGAGCAGCUGCUGGUGCUGCUGAAUGAGAAGCCGUCGUCCUCCAGUCCAUCCGAGGGCGCCGCGUGCGAGCGGGUCCAGCAGAAAGCUGCCGUCACACUGGCUCGUCUCAGCAGAGACCCGCUGGUGGCUCAGACUGCAAUUCAGCUGCGGGCUGUUCCCCGCCUCAUUGAGUUGUGUCGCUCGCCAGCGGAAAGGAACAACAGUGAUUCGGUACUGGUGGCCUGUCUGGCUGCGCUGAGGAGGCUUGCGUCCGAGUGUCCGGACAGCAUCGGGCUCUCGGACCAUCAGCAGCUGAUCAAGCCCAGACUGGUGGACUCGUUCCUGCUGUGCUCCAACAUGGAGGAAAGCUUCGUCUGAAUCACAGCAGCUCUCAAAGUAUUUAUUUGUUUCCAGCGAAAGAACCAGAGAUAUUCAACCUGAGAACGUUAGCAUCAAUCACUCAUGACUGAUGCAAAAAGUAUUAUUACAGGGAUUUAGAAAAAUGUAGAGUAUCAUCUAAAACUCAUGUUCAGCUCAGACAUUCAGAUGUAUCAUGUGUAUAUUUCCUAUUCAAAUGAAUGUAAAUUGAUGUUUGAUACCACAGCCUAUAGGGCUGAAAAUUAGCAUGUCCUGAAUAAAGCAGAACUCUAUUGUG